UGGUACAGUGUGUUCAUCUGCUCCCCUCCUGCGAUCAACACUUGUAGGUACAACACCCGCCGCGCAUGCGCAGAGCCGUCGGCCGCCUUGCAUUUCUUCCCAGACAUCAUCAUCAUCAUCACAGGUUGAACCGAACAUCCUCUUCCACAAGGAGCGAGCUUCUGCCUUUUAUUUCUGCUCCUUUUCUUCUUUUCUCCGCCGCCGCCGCCGCGGUGUGUAUUCAAAACAGCACGGAGGGAGCAGAAGCCAUAAGAUGAAGAAACGCUAUGUGGACGCGAACAGGCUACGGAAAAUGAAGAAACUGAAAAUAACGGAGAAGCUGUCUGAGAGUGCAUACACCGUCCUGAAGUUUAUGAUGAUGUGGACGCUGGUGCUGCUGGCAGAUUUCAUCCUCGAAUUCAGACUGGAGUAUCUGUGGCCAUGCUGGCUCUUCUUUGGGAGCGUGUACACCACUUUCCACUGCCAUGGUCUGGUUAUCUGUGUUGUUUUUGUCUGUGCUGCCUUCACUCUGGACAUCUUUUGUUUAAUUUUUGUUCCUCUGCACUGGCUGUUUUUUGUGGCUAGCACCUACGUGUUAUUCAAUUACAUAUGGCACACAGAAAAAGGCAUCUGCAUAUCAACGGUAUCCCUGUGGAUUUUGCUCGUGUACACGGAGGCAUCGCUGCGACUCAAAGACCUCAAAACCUCUCAUGCCAACCUGUCUCAUCUUUUUGCUGCACACUGCAUUGGAUAUCCUGUAGUGUACCUGGGGUUUUAUGCCACCUGCUACUUCACCAACAUCUUUAAGUUGCGCAUACAGAAAGCAGUGCAGAGUGAGAACGACUUCCACAUGCACCUCCUGCAGCACUCGCUCCCUCCAGGCCUGCAGGUUUACCCCAAGACCGGCACAGAUGGCAGCAGCAGCUCAAAAUGGAAGAUAAAGCCUGAGUCAACUCAGUAUCAGUGUCAGAAUGGUGCUGUAGUGGCCCACGAUGAGGGACACACUGCGGACUGUCUCCAGAUCCGCAGCGAGGACAGAGUAACGGAGAAAGGAACCCACGAGGUGAGGUCAGCUGAAUCGAACCGGCGACCAUCAUCCAAACCUGGUGAGUCCAGAGAUCUGCUCCACUGUGGGGCGGGAGGACCAGAAUCCUCUAUGACCCCGGAAACUCUACCUCAAGAUGAGCAAGGAGGCAAAGCCACACGGACAGCUAAAAACUCCUCGCCAAAAGCCCGCAGAGGCAGCACGAACACUCCUUCACCGCCUGCAGGGAGGACUGAGAAGAAACAGAGAUCCAGCUCAAAGACAGUCAGCCCAAACCGGGAUGUAACAGACAAGAGUGCCACAGCAGCUCAGAAUUACCACGCUGAACAGAUGACCAAGCUGGAGCAGGAGCUGAGGCGGCUGAAGGGCGAGCUGCAGUCAAGCCGCCAGGGAGAGCAGGAGCUGCGGAGUCACAUCUGCAACUUGACCAACAGCGAGAGGAGCCUGAGACCAGAGGUUUCCCUGCUCAGACAGUCCAACAUGUUGCUCCAGAGCAAGAUUUUGUGUCUAACUAAAACCAAGCAAAGGGACAAACAGAGCAGUGCGAUGCUGGAGAAGAAGACCAGAGCAGAGACGGAGGCCAGACUCUCUGCUGAGAGGCAGUUGGCAGAGCUUCAGGCCCAGAAACUGGAGGAAGCAGCCAGCACAGCACGGAGCCUAACAAACAGGCAGGAACACUGUGAAACCCAAAUGUUAAGGAAAAGAGUUAAAGAUCUAGAGACAGAGUACAAACAACUACAGCUGGAGUAUCAAGUGAAAGAGAGUCGUGUGGUAGAUCUAGAGAGUGAUGUUGAGGAUUUGGGAAAGUACCGCUGUGUGGAAAAAGAGACGGACAUGCUGCUGUCCACUCUGUCAGCCAUGCAGGAGAAAGCUCAACAUCUGGAGUACAACCUGAGUGCAGAGACUCGCAUCAAACUCGACCUGUUCUCUGCACUGGGAGACGCCCGCAGACAGCUGGAAAUCGCUCAAGAUAAAGUGAUGAAGCAGGACCGGGAGAUAAGGGAGAUGAAGCAGAAGAUCGCGGAGGUGAUGGCCGUCAGUCCUGGUGUAUCCUACGUGGCGCCUCGGCCUCCGAUGCCACAGUAUCUCAACAAGCUACUCAACUCUGAGCGCUACAUGCUGAAUCCACGAGCACUGAUGUACCAGUGUCUGAAGAAAUAAAGGAUGUCGUCGCCUUUUUUUUAGAUCCUCAGACCUCUUCGCCGCGCCCCGUUAGCCCCCUUUGGCUAGUGGAUUUUAUUACAGAGCUAAAUGACACCAUGAAGUCAUCUACUUCCAGCAAUGAAUGGAACCAGAAUGAUCCUCCACAAAUCGAAUGCCUUUUGCCGCACUUACGGUGCUAACUUGACAUUACUAUAUAUAUUUACUGAUUCAUCACUCAUCAUUCAAGAGUUUCACUCCAAAAUAAGAUACCUGACAUGCAGCGCUGCUGUAGCUGCAGUUUUUACGUUAAGAUAGAAGUCAUCCUAACGGCAUAAACCAUAUUUAGGAUGCAACAGAGAAAAGCACAAUAUUUCCUUUUUAUUCAGGAGCUUUACAUUUGUCUAAAUGAAAACCUGGUUUCAAGCGAUAAAACAAUGAAAUAUGUGUAAUUUCUUUACUAAUCCACCAGUUCAAAAUGUCCAGGUAGAUGAAUCAUACUAUCAUACAGAUAGACUUUAAAAAAAUGUAUGGAUAAAAAAAUAUUUAAUUACUUUAAUUCUUUCGGGAGAAAUUCUUUUCUUUGUGUAUGAAACUGAGUGGUUUUUCUUUUUCUUUCAAGGAGAAUGUUUCUUUUUUUUAAAAAAAAAACAAGAAUAUAGAAUAAAAGAUAAACUGGCGGGACAAAAGAGAGUGUGUCAGGCAUGGGGCAGUGGUGCAUGUCAGCCUCUUGUGGUCAGAAUGCAUAUUACAAAAACAUAUACUGUAAAAAAAAAAAUUUGCCUUACAAAAUAAAAUUAUCCUCAACCCUCUCACUCAGUUUCAAGCAUGAAAGAAAAAAUUUCUCCCCAAACUUUUUUUUUUUCUUCGCAGGUGGAAAAAUAAAUGAAGGACCUUAAGGAUAGUCUCCUGGCAAAACUUAACACAGGAGAGUAAAAAAUUUAGCUUCAACUUCACCAGACAUAAAAGAUUUUCUCUUGCCCCUCAGGGCUUGAGUAGUCCAGUGUAUUUCCUUGCAAUUAAGUAAAAUUACCAACUCAAUAUUAUUUAUGUCUUUAUUAAAAGUAUUAUUGAGUCAAAUUACAUAUAAAAACAUAAAGAUCUGCAACGAUUCGAUUAGUUGUCAACUAUUAAAGUAAAUGCCAACUAUUUUAUAAAUGUUUAAUCAAUUUGAAUCUUUGUGGUUUCUUUACUCCUCUAUUAUAUAAAUUAAAUAUCUUUUGGUUGUGGCAAAAGAAAAUAUUUGAGGCAGAUGUCUCAGGCUUUGAGAAACACUGAUCCAAGUCUCUUACCAUUUCAUAGACCAAAAAACAAAUUGAUUAAUUGAGAAUGAAAAUAAACAUUAGUUGCAGCCGUGCAUUUCGACUCGUGUCCAGCUGAGCCAUGACAGUGUGACAAUGAGUCUGCAUGCACAAUACCAGGACCCUGAGACUGAGGCAGCUAAACUGAAUCCAGCCAUCAUCAUUUUACUAUUGACACGUCCAAAUAUCCUCUGUGGAAAAGGCUCAUUUAAAUAUUAGCAUUUAAGAUUUGAUGCUGUAGAUUUCGGUAAAACGUUUUGAUGUGAGAACUGUGAAGCAUAAUUAAUGCCUAGAGAUGAAAAACUACAAUAUGGAAUUAUCUCUGAGCCCUACAGUACCUGCAGUAGUUACGUCUGAGGGCCUUCUUUUCAUUUCUCAAAUGAAAUGAACCAUAAUUUGAUUAGAUACGAAUAUUAACUCCAAUAAUAUUCUGUAAACAAAAAAUAAUUUACAGUACAAUAAUUAUUAUUAAGCAACAACAUUACCACAUUCAUGCAUCAAGUAUUCAACAAAAUUGUCUGUGCCUGUAAAUAGUGGAUUUGGAUGAUAUGAAUUUUGCCGAAAUUCAGAAGAAAGUCAACGAAUUACUUUUUAAAAUUUAAAAUACACAGUAUUUUGGAAUGAGACCCUUAAGAGUUCCAGACAUUUCACUUUUUUACAGGUGUUGUUUUUUUAUGCUGAAAUCUGAGUUUCUUAAGAACAAUCUGCAGUGAUGUUUAUUUGCCUGAUAAAAAUUGAGGAGAUGCAGUAAACGAGCUGCGGUUACCUGUCUGUGUUUCGACUGACAGCUACAUUUUGAUGUUUGGCAGCUCUCGGCUCCACAAUGACAAACUCCUGGAAAAGAGAGAAAGUGAGCUGAGCUGAACGGCUGCCUUGUGGAGUGGAGUUGUGUUUAACAAGGAAUGGUGUUGACCAAACAUGGUUCAUGAAUUUAAUUACUGUGCCUAUAUACAUUACUUUCAAGCUGGGAAGUAAAACACAAAUUUAAUGUGAAGAGUAAUGUGUUUGAAUUGAAGUGCUAUGUACGGUUUUUGUAGUUUUUGUUUGUUUGUUUUUUAAAAUUCACUAUGUACAGAAUUGAAAAUACCCACGCAGCUGAAAAACACUCAUGAACUGGAUGUCGCCAUUUUGGUAGCUUUUUAUUUAGAGUGUGUUUCUAGGGUGUUUUAUAUCAAAAAUAUUUUUUAGUCUUGCUGUACUUUUAUUAUACUGCUGUAAUUUUGUACGGCAAUGUGUUUGUCAGCAUGAAAUGUGUUUAAUUCAACUGUUAUUUGAGCACACAUUGUGACAUUUCAGUAUGUACAUGAAUAUACUUGUACAAGGGCUACAGUUUCUUAAAAUUUUGAACAAAUAAUUAAUUCAAACAGUGAUGCUCCGAGGGUAGAGGUCACACUCCUGAUACACCAGGAUGGGGUUUUUUGUAUAAAUAAUUUAAACAAUUGAA
Molecule: messenger RNA, 4909 nt
Organism: Acanthopagrus latus (yellowfin seabream)
Lineage: Eukaryota; Metazoa; Chordata; Actinopteri; Spariformes; Sparidae
Product: macoilin
Exons: 11
Coding region: 254-2185 (643 amino acids)
Biological process (GO): neuronal signal transduction
Cellular component (GO): rough endoplasmic reticulum membrane
Source: RefSeq, a predicted model, not a curated record